GGAAAACCGUUCCACUGAGCGCUGACAGCAGGGAGAAAAAAACCUACAAAGCCCUUUUCAUCUCAUCUCAGUAGCCCCUUAGAGUGCCAUUACUAAGGUGUGCUUGAAGCUUGGCAAACGCGCGCUUAUUUGCGCAAAGGAUUAAUUAAUUUCAACAAACAGACAUUUAAUUGAUUUGUAGAUCGUUUUUCAACCCACUCGAGCCAACUAAACGGGCGAAACCCGGGCUACCAGUAUUAGUUUUUCCGGCUCUUUGCUCUAUCCGUGCAUGUGCUUCCUCCCCCUUUUGCGCAAAGGGAUGCAAACGCCGGCACAUUGGUAUUGGUGUGCAGAAGGCAUUUCUUCUCUCGUUCGGUUCGUCCCGGUUGCCAUGGUGUGUGCGAAACAGCGUCCUUGUGCGGUGUUUGUGUCCGUGCGCGUUUAAAUGCCCUACAGGGAUAGCAGCGCCAUCAACGGCCAUCAGCUGGAAUUAGAGCGCACAUCAAAAACCCAAAACCGCAGCAUCAUCAUCAUCAUCAACACAUCUCGCCCCGUUGCUGGUGUGGCGGUUGCGUGGUCGUCGUCCUUCGCGAAGAUUUCCACCGUGUUUGUUGUGCCGAUUCCGUUUGUCGUACGCAGAAUAAUGGCCGCAUCGGGAGUUUGAUGUGUUCGGUGUUGAUGGUUUUCUUCGUACGUUACUGAAGGUGGUUUCGUGCGUCUGUUUGUGCAAUCAUAUUCGAACUUAAUUGGGAGUACUACCAGUGUCCCAGACGCUUGGUAAAGGACGCGCAGUCCGUUCCAUGGACUAUUGUUAGUGGUUGGUUAGCACGUUGCCCCUUUAAUGUGGUGCUCUCUAUUUGUGGGUAGAAUGUGUUUGAAUAGUCAGUGAAUAACCACCAGUCUGCUGAUGCGUAUCCUUUCGUAUCGGUUGGCGAUUUUCGCAACAACAAAAAAACACACAGAAUCUCAAAUAACCAUCAUCAAUCCUAAUUGUGCUUGAAUCCGGCUAGAGAAUUACACACUCGUCAGCGUUGAAGAGAAGAGUUCCAAGCGAUGGAUCCUCCGCACAAUCCAUUCAAUUUUCAUCUAGGCCCACCGGCGUCCCACGGUGUUCAUAGCCAUCAUCCCGAGCCUACACCGAGUCCUCCGCAAAGUGUUCCAGGACGCCGAACUCCACUCGGUACGGUGGGUCUCGGUGGAUUCUAUGCCCAACCGCACGCAUCUUCUUCUACCCACACCGAUGAAAAUCGUCCCUCGGGAAGUUCUGAAAGCCCACCGCCUCAUCAUCACGCAUCCGUACCACCAGGAAGUUCUGGGAAGCAAAAGAACCGGCAAGGUAAAUCGGUUCGACUGAACAUUAACGCACGGGAACGCCGAAGAAUGCACGAUCUUAAUGAUGCACUGGACGAACUGCGCAGCGUUAUACCCUACGCACAUUCGCCUUCGGUGCGCAAACUUUCCAAGAUUGCUACAUUGCUGCUGGCGAAGAACUACAUUCUCAUGCAGGCAAAUGCCUUGGACGAGCUCAGAAGACUGCUAGCGUACAUACAGAGUGCUGCCGGUGCCAGUAUCCCAACAGUGGAUUUACGCACGAUGCCUUCGGCCCUCAAGCUGCAGCAGUUGCUGCAGGCUCCCCAUCAGGAUCUUACCCUCCAGCAGGUUGGCGGUACUUCUUCAACCAGCACGACAAGUCAGCCACCACCUCCGCCUCCUCCUGCUCCUAGUCAAAAUCCUUAAAACACAAGAAAAACCCUUUCCAGAGGCCAAAUGUGCGCCAACUCAGUCUAGUCGUGUGUGGUGUGAAAUGCUACAAAUGUAACGAUUUGCAAACUAUUAGUUUAAGAUUUUCAAAGCCUGUAGUGUGAUUAAGAUAUUUCAUCUACUCUCUAGUCACUCUAAUUUUGAAACUGAAUAAUGUGUUUUUUUGAUCACUAUCUAUGUAUCGUGUUUUAGAGCCGCGUACCUUGUAGGGUAUUUAGGGAAGCAAUAGCAUGGUUGCCAAAUUAAGUUUAAGAAUUUGUGAAACAAGAAAUAAAACGCAUUAAAAUGAUAA
Molecule: messenger RNA, 2032 nt
Organism: Anopheles funestus (African malaria mosquito)
Lineage: Eukaryota; Metazoa; Arthropoda; Insecta; Diptera; Culicidae
Gene: Oli
Product: class E basic helix-loop-helix protein 23
Exons: 4
Coding region: 1033-1716 (227 amino acids)
Molecular function (GO): protein dimerization activity
Source: RefSeq, a predicted model, not a curated record